Molecule: messenger RNA, 1066 nt
Organism: Cimex lectularius (bed bug)
Lineage: Eukaryota; Metazoa; Arthropoda; Insecta; Hemiptera; Cimicidae
Product: valacyclovir hydrolase
Exons: 5
Coding region: 148-981 (277 amino acids)
Source: RefSeq, a predicted model, not a curated record
AUAAAGGUUGCAAACUUGUUGUCCUUCAACACAUUAGUAUAAAAAGAGGCAAAAUAAUUUACAUAAUAGUAUUGUUUUAUGAUUUCAAGGCAUUUUUAUUAUUUGUAUACAGUGAGUUUGAUUAUUUGAACAUCGGGCAAAAUAAAUAUGCAAAGAAUUCUGAGGGUGUUCAGAAAUUCUGUGUUUAUAAGAGGCAUGUCGAAUAUGUCGGUGAAAUAUGAGGAGAAAUUGGCAUCGAUAAAUGGAUCGUGCAUCAAUUAUUUGAAAGCGGGGAAUGGAGAAAAUACAGUUUUCUGCCUUCCUGGUGCUCUAGGAACAAUCUGGUCUGAUUUCAAACCUCAGGUAGAAUUUCUCUGCAACCAUAUGACAGUUGUGGCUUGGGAUCCGCCAGGUUACGGUAAAAGCCGCCCACCGCCAAGAGAUUUCUCAGGGCACUUUUUCGAACGUGAUGCUGAUGCUGGUGCUUGCCUAAUGGAACACCUUGGUAUUAAGAAAUUCUCGAUAUUGGGAUGGUCGGACGGAGGCAUAACUGGGCUAAUCAUCGCGGGAAAGUAUGCUGAAAGGGUAGAUAAAACAAUAGUAUGGGGGGCAAAUGCUUAUGUUACUGAUGCAGACAUAAAUCUAUAUGAAGGAAUUCGUGAUACGAGCAAAUGGUCAGAGAAAAUGCGUGCGCCUCUUGAAGCAGCUUACGGUAAAGAGAAUCUUUCAAAAAUGAUGUCAGAUUGGGUAGAAGCAAUGAUACGCUAUAGGAACUCAGAAGGUGGAGACAUUUGUAAAACGCACUUGCCAAUGAUUACAUCAAAAACAUUGAUCGUACAUGGUGAUAAAGACCCCCUUGUUCCUUCCGAGCACCCUAAAUAUUUAAUGGAAACUAUAUCCAAAGCUGCAUACCACAAUUUCCCAGAUGGAAAGCACAAUCUUCACUUAAGAUACAGUCAAGAAUUCAAUACUCUUGUAAGAGAUUUUAUAUGUGAUAAUUGAUAAUUUUGUAAAUUAAUUAUUUUGGCUGUUUAUACUUGUAUUAAUAAUUUUAAGAGGAUAAAAUUAAAUAAAUCAAAUACGAGUA